UUGUCAAUCGUAGUACCCAUCCAAGCCAGUCUAGACUGAUAUAUUUCGGCUCUUCUUUUUCCCUCGUAUUCGAAACAUUUCUAUAAACAAUUCUAGAAUACCUAUUUAAGAAGUAAUGACAUCCCACGCUUGUACUCAGUAAGUUUGUCGUCCCUGCUACUCACAGGAAUAGAAGGAAUACUAUAGUUCAUCUCGCCAACGAACCGAUUAUAAUUACUACUAUAACUAUUAUUGCUAUUGCUAUUUAUUACUACUAUACCACUAUUAUUACUAUUAACCGGCUUCCAUAAGACCGAACUCGAAACGAACUCCUGAUCAUCUCGGCAAGCCUUGCCAAGCCACUCCGAUUUGCUUUGCAUUUCAGAAACUCCGACCGCAAGAGGCGUGAACGUCCGGCAUAUUCCAUAUCCCCAGUCGAUCACCCCGUAAAUCCCAUAGAAAACAGGGAAAGUGAGGAAGAUCAACAUCAAUAUCAGCCCUUCACUAUGACUUCCCACAUCGUAAACAAGGCGGCCCCCAACGCGCCCUACUUCACGCCCGCGCAGGAGCCACCGGCCGGUACAGCGGUCGACCCGGCUUCGGCUCCGACGCUCUUCCAGCCGCUCAAGAUCCGCGGUUUGGAAUUCCAGAACCGCUUCGCUGUCGCGCCGAUGUGCCAGUACAGUUCGCAGGAUGGACACAUGAGCGACUGGCAUUUCGCGCAUCUAUCACAGCUUAUCCUUCGUGGCGUACCCUUAACAUUUACCGAAGCGACAUCUGUUACUUUCAACGGGCGCAUCACACCCGAGGACCUGGGUCUAUGGAAAGACUCCCAAAUCACUGGUUUCAAGCGCGUGGCCGACUUCGCACACUCACAAGGCCAAAAAUUCGGUGUCCAACUCGCGCACGCAGGACGCAAAGCUACAACCGUAGCCCCCUGGCUCAAGCCCGCGGGUUGUCUGGGCUUAACUGCUGCCCCGGAGAAUGGUGGCUGGGGCGAUAAUGUGUGGGCGCCUAGCGCCAUUAAAUUCACAGACGGCUUCCCGGACCCGAAGGAAAUGACGCUAGAUGAUAUUAAGGCACUGGUGCAAGCAUUCGCUGAUGCUGCGAAGAGAGCUGUCACGGCUGGUGUGGAUGUGGUUGAGAUUCAUGCUGCGCAUGGAUACCUACUAUCGGAGUUCUUCUCCCCGCUUAGUAACAAGCGCACCGAUCAAUACGGUGGUAGUUUCGAGAACCGCACGCGUGUGCUCUUUGAGGUUAUCGCGGCGGUGCGUGCUGUGAUUCCCGAGUCUAUGCCCGUGUUCGUCCGUAUCUCGGCCACGGAGUGGAUGGAAUCGGCCGGUGAGCCGAGCUGGGAUAUCAAUGAGAGUAUCCGACUCGCGAAAUUGUUGCCCGCCGCGGGUGUCGAUUUACUGGAUGUGAGUUCCGGCGGUAAUAAUGCGGACCAGCAGAUCGACUUUCACCCUUACUACCAGAUCAACCUCGCGGGCGCCAUCCGCGAGGCGCUGAUUAAAGCGGGUGGUCCGAGAGUAUUGAUCGGUGCUGUAGGAUUGGUUACGACGGCUGAGACGGCACGAUCGAUUGUGCAGGAGGGUAAGCAACUUGCAACGGGAGCUGCAGUGAAUGAUGAUGUUACAACGGCUCCUGAGGAGUCGGGAACAGCCACACAUUGCGAUGUGGUGCUCGUGGCUAGGGAAUUCCUUCGAGACCCUAACUUCGUCCUACGCGCUGCGCACCAGCUGGGUGUUGAGGUUAAGUGGCCGAACCAGUACCAUCGUGCUGGAUGGCACAAGGGGCAGAAAAUCUAGACGAAGGGGAAUGGUGUGAUGUGAUAUUUAUACCCAUUAAAUCGAGCUAUACUCUACAGCUCUUCAUGAUAUUUUACGAAUAACAACGACUCAUAUAGACAGGAUAGAAAUAGAUUCAACAAAUCAGUAUCAUUCAUCACUAGUGGCAUAUCCCUCAUCCACCGCCGACCCGCAACCAACCGCCCGUUCCGCACAAUACUCCCAACUCCCUAGUUCAUGCAAUAUAUCAAUUUGAUCAUUUAGCCAUCGGUGGGUAUUCCUUGCCGUUCACCUCGACCUUUGGCUUGCAAGUGCACCAGUCCUCGGUAGGGACAUGGUCGAGCACAGAGGGAAUGUGGCUUCCGCAGCCUAGCCAUGAUGUUUGGCCUUUUCAGAUGUUAGUAUAAACACCGAACACAAGUUGAGACCUAUAUAAAAUGGGGAUAUCGAGGCUUAUCUAUGAUUUCGCACUCACCACAAGAGCUGCACUUAGCCUUCAUGCACAUAUUGAGAGAUUUUUGUUUUGCUAGGGAAACGGCGGGGUUUUGACGAGACAGAUCGUAUUUACGACUGCUAAUUUUGAGGUAAUCUUGAGGGCUUCGACGAAAAGAAAGUAGAAUCUCAAAUUUAGCUUAUCGUUGGAGAUGUUAUUUAAAUGGAUAAGAGUUGAUGUAGUUAUCGCCGAGUCAAUUUGUUAGUCCCCGACUAGCUGGGCCGAGGAAUCGGCGAAGUGGGAGAUGCCGUUAAAAACCGGCUAAGUC
Molecule: messenger RNA, 2527 nt
Organism: Hypoxylon trugodes
Lineage: Eukaryota; Fungi; Ascomycota; Sordariomycetes; Xylariales; Hypoxylaceae
Product: FMN-linked oxidoreductase
Exons: 1
Coding region: 486-1787 (433 amino acids)
Cellular component (GO): intracellular anatomical structure
Molecular function (GO): FMN binding; NADP binding; NADPH dehydrogenase activity
Source: RefSeq, a predicted model, not a curated record